Messenger RNA from Colias croceus (clouded yellow), 1068 nucleotides. RefSeq names its product carbonyl reductase [NADPH] 1-like. Gene Ontology annotation, molecular function: oxidoreductase activity. The coding region runs from base 1 to 930 and encodes 309 amino acids. The transcript has a single exon. Lineage: Eukaryota; Metazoa; Arthropoda; Insecta; Lepidoptera; Pieridae. The record is from RefSeq and is a predicted model, not a curated record.
AUGGAAAGCCGUGCAGUAAACUUGUCUGAUAAAAUUGCUGUAGUAACUGGUUCUAACAAAGGUGUCGGCUUCGGCAUUGUCAAAGAAUUAUGCAAAAGAGGAGUUGGUGUGGUUUAUUUAACAUCGAGAGAUAUCAAUCGGGGUAAGGAAGCUAUAGAGAUUUUAGAAAAAGAAAAACUGCAUCCCAAAUUUCAUCAACUUGACGUAAGUAAUGAAGACAGUGUUAAAAGUUUUGCUGAAUAUAUCAAGAAAGAACAUAAUGGACUAGAUAUUCUGAUUAAUAACGCGGGCUUAACUGCAUCUGAUUUUCAUAAAACUACCUAUGAAGAUGCAAAAAGAGUUAUAGAUACAAAUUACUAUGGAGUUCUAUUAAUGCAAAAAUAUUUCUUUCCCAUUAUGAACGAAAAUGGACGAAUUAUAAAUGUGUCUAGCGUCUGGGGCCAUAUUAGAACGAAUAUAAAAAAUUCGUAUUGGAUUCAACAACUAACUAAAGAAAAUGUAAGUUUUGAUGACGUAAAUGCAUUUGUAACAUGGUUCCUGGAUUCCGUAAAAAAUGGCACAGUGAAAGAAGAGGAUUUCGUUUGUCACACUCUUCUUGCAUAUAGAGUGUCAAAGGUAGCUCUGUGUGCUCUUACUAAGAUACAACAAACAAUAGUUGGGAAGAAUAUUUCAGUGAAUUCCAUGCACCCUGGUUUUGUGCGUACUAAAAUGACCAAUGGAGCUGGGGAUAUGUCUACAGACGAUGCUAGUAUUAUACCUGUGUAUUUAGCUCUUGAUGCCGAUCAGUCUGUGAAGGGUAAAUAUAUUUGUAGUGAUAGAACUGAAGUGGACUGGGAAGAUUUUUGGGACCUUGAUAUAAUUAUCCCGUCUGAACUCUUCAAAUAUUAUUAUGUUGAUGCAGCUAAAAAUUAUAAUUUUCGGGAUCAUUAGCAGUCCUCUUUUAGAGUCUUGUCAAUGUUUGAGUAAAAUAUCAAAUAAAUACUAAUCUACAACUGCGUGAAACAUUCACACUGCUGUAGAACUGUGUAUAUGUUAUGCUACAUUAAAAAAUAUAUUUUUAUACCAACA